UGAUAGUGGCGGAGAGGACGAUGAGGAUGGUUGCGGUUUCUGGCAAACUUGUUUUAUUUGGUUGUUGUCUAUUUUUAAAUUUGAUAUCUGAAACGAGCGCUCAGAGUGUUGUAGUAUGUGAUAACAGCAAAGGGAACUACACAAUGAACGGCACCUAUGACAACAACCUCAACACCCUUUUAACUCGUCUGUCUUCCAACACCGAAAUCAACUAUGGUUUCUACAACUUGUCGUAUGGUCAAAAUCCAGACAUAGUCAACGCCAUCGGACUGUGCAGGGGAGAUGUUGAGCCAGAGGAGUGCCGCAGUUGCCUCAACGACUCCAGAGGCAAUCUCACACAGAGUUGUCCAAACCAGAAAGAGGCUGUUCUGUGGUUUGAAAAAUGCAUGUUGCGAUACUCGAACCGCUCAAUAUUUGGCCUCAUGGAAACUUCACCUUUGGUUUCAUUGUCCAACGUAAACAAUGCAACCAACGUGGAGCAGUUCAAUGAAGUGCUCGGUAACAUGCUACGGAAUCUAACCGACAGAGCUGCAUCAGGCGACUCUCGUCGUAAGUAUGAUACCGACGAUGCAACUGCGGCAAAUUUUCAAGCCAUAUAUAGUUUGGUGCAGUGCACGCCUGAUCUGUCUCAGACAGACUGCAAUAACUGCUUGAAAGAAUCUAUCUCAGAAAUCCCUACUUAUUGUAAUGGCAAGAGAGGAUGCAGAAUUAUGAAACCCAGUUGUGAUGUCAGAUUUGAAAACUACGCCUUCUACCAACAAGCGACUGCAAUAGACCCACCACCUCCUCCCACCAAUAACACUUCCCAACAAGAAAGUAGUAACACAGUACUAAUUGUCAUCGCCGUAACUGUGCCUACUGUUGUUCUUGUUUUGCUCAUUACUCUCUGCCAAUAUUUAAGGAAGUGGAAGGCAAAAAAAAAAAUCGAAGACGAGGAUGAAAUUAAAAUUGUCGAGUCAUUACAAUUCAACCUGGAAACAAUACGGGUUGCUACAGAUGACUUCUCAGAUUCAAAUAAGCUUGGACAAGGUGGAUUUGGAGCUGUUUACUGGGGUAAGCUCUCCAGUGGACAGAUGAUUGCCGUCAAAAGGUUGUCAAAAGAUUCUGGGCAAGGAGAUACAGAAUUUAAGAAUGAAGUGCUUUUAGUGGCCAAACUUCAACACCGAAAUUUAGUUAGGCUACUUGGUUUCUGCUUGGAAGGAAAAGAAAGACUACUUGCCUACGAAUUUGUUCCUAAUAAAAGCCUUGAUUAUUUCAUAUUUGAUCCAACAAUGAGAGCACAAUUGGAUUGGGAAAAGCGCUACAAAAUCAUUAGAGGUAUUGCUCGAGGUCUUCUCUACCUUCACGAAGAUUCUCGAUUGCGUAUUAUACACCGUGAUCUCAAAGCAAGUAACAUUCUCUUGGACGAAGAGAUGAGUCCUAAAAUAGCAGAUUUCGGCAUGGCAAGACUAGUUCAAGUGGAUCAAACACAAGAAAAUACAAGUAGAAUUGUCGGAACCUAUGGAUAUAUGGCACCAGAAUAUGUAAUGCAUGGACAAUUUUCAGUGAAAUCAGAUGUGUUUAGUUUUGGUGUACUGGUCCUAGAAAUUAUAAGUGGACAGAAAAACAGUGGCAUUUGUCGUGGGGACAAUAUAGAGGAUCUACUAAGCUUUGCAUGGAGAAACUGGAAGGAGGGGAGAGCUAUAAAUAUUGUAGAUCCAUCAUUAAACAGCAAUUCACGAAAUGAAAUGAUGAGAUGCAUCCAUAUUGGUUUACUCUGUGUUCAAGAAAAAUCAUCUGACAGACCAACCAUGGCUACCAUUUUGCUCAUGCUUAAUAGCUAUUCUCUCAGCCUCCCAAUUCCUGCCGAACCUGCAUUUUAUAUGAACAGUAGAACAAUAAGUCUUCCAAACAUGCAGUCAUGGGAGCAUAAUUCAAGUGAACCAAUAAUUAAAUCAGCUCAAGAAUCAGAAAAUGAAGCUUCAAUUACUGAGCUAUACCCUCGCUAGAUUUUGGUCACUGGGUGAGAUUCAUUCAUCAUCAUUCAUUCAUCAUCAAUGCUUAUGGUCUUAAACUAGAAUACAACGUCAUGGAAGUCAUGUAAUUUGUUUCUGCAAUGUCUUGCUUAAAUUGUAAGAGAAUACUUUCUUGUAUUUUUCGUUGCGGUAUGUGUAUUUAGUUGCGUC
Cajanus cajan (pigeon pea) is the source of this 2165-nucleotide messenger RNA. The record is from RefSeq and is a predicted model, not a curated record. NCBI's taxonomy places the organism in Eukaryota, Viridiplantae, Streptophyta, Magnoliopsida, Fabales, Fabaceae.